AUGUUUCCGCGAGCUGCCAUCAUCUGGGCGUCGAUUCUCGUUAGCGCGAGUGCUUCCAACUACACCCUUUCAUUCCGGUCCUCCGAUGUAGUGGCAAACCUCAAUACAAUCACCCGGGUGCUAACCGUGGAACGCGAUGCCAAACCAGUUCAAACGAUCCUCAUGGACCAGGAUCUGGGAUCUGUGACUGCCUUCGAACAACUGGCCGAAGGAUUCAAACUGACUAAUUCGGACGGAGAAGUUACGGAGUUCACAAUAGACUGGGACGGAGAGGAUUUCUCGCUGUUCACCGUUGCACGGAGAAGUCGACAUCGCUCUCGAAUGGUGGUGGAUUGCGUCAAACUCGGUGGAGAUGUGAACUGGUUCGGUGGACCGACGCAAUUCACGCAGUACUGGCCGGUUCAGAAGCAGAAGUUCAACGAGUACGCUUACAUCAACAAGGCAGAGGAUAGCUGUAACAUCGCGGAACGAUACUGGUUGAACUCGCUGGGAUCUUUCGUUUACGUGGACGAAGAAGCUCCACUGUUCGUUGACCAGAACUACGGCCAGCCGGGUUAUCUGUGCUUGGAGGCGAAGAAGUCUCUGCCCUUCGACGUCCAUGACGAUACGUAUUCGUUCGUGUAUCAGAUUGGGGUUGGUAGAGAUGCGCGGGAAGCUCACAUGGGAGCUGUUCGCAGGAUUCUGGGGAAGCCCACAGGGCAUCCAGCGGAAGAAAUGGUCCGGUAUCCAAUUUGGUCGACUUGGGCACGCUACAAAAAGGAAAUCAACGAUACUGUGGUCUACGUGUUUGCUGAUGAAAUCUACAAAAAUGGGUGGAAAAAUGGACAAGGGCAGAUAGAGAUUGACGACGACUGGGAAACGUGCUACGGAUCGCUAGAGUUUAGUAGUUCGAAGUUCCCGCGAAUGAUACAUACCGUUGGAGUAUUGAAGGCGAAGGGGUUCCCUAGGGUGACCCUAUGGGUUCACCCUUUCGUCAACAAAGAUUGCGAACCGGUAUACUCCGAAGCAGUUCGUAACGACUACCUGGUGAGGAAUCACAGUGGCCAGACGGAAGCGCAGUGGUGGAACAGUGAGCCGGAAGGCUCAGUGCAUCUAGACUUCACGAAGCCCGAAGUUGCCGAAUGGUUCACGGAACGUCUGAAACGCAUUCAGUCCGAAACCGGGAUCCACGGUUUCAAGUUCGAUGGAGGCGAACCCAGCUGGAUGCCUGAGGACCCCGUGCUGAACGGACCCCGCUCGAAGCAUCCGUUGCUCAUUACGGACAGCUACCUGCGGACGGUGGCCAAGUUCGAGCAUCUAGCGGAAGUUCGAUCAGCUCGACGGACGCAAGAUCUGCCGAUUUUCGUACGGAUGAACGACAAGCAUUCCUCGUGGGGAACGAUGAAUGGAUUACCGACGUUGAUCCCGACGCUAUUGCUGCUAAACAUGGUCGGGUAUCCGCUGGUCCUGCCGGACAUGGUCGGUGGAAAUGGCUACUACAACCAAUUCCCGAGUAAGGAGAUGUUUAUCAGGUGGCUGCAGGCCACGGUGUUUAUGCCGAGCAUUCAGUUUUCUAUUGUUCCGUGGGAUUUCGACGAGGAGACUGUGCGUAUUUCGAAGAAGAUGACCGAUUUACACGAGAGGUUCACGCCGAAGAUCAUGGAGCGUUUUAAGCUGUCUGUUUCCGAGGGUUAUCCGGUCAAUCCACCCAUUUGGUGGGUUUCUCCGGAUGAUGUCGAGGCUCAGAAGGUGUUCGACCAGUUCAUGCUAGGAGACGACAUCAUCGCUGCACCGGUCGUUCGGAAUAACGUGAGGGCCAGAGAUAUCUAUCUGCCUGAGGGAGAAUGGGUCGAUGGGAACAUUGCCACCGUAUACGUUGGACCGCGUUGGAUUCGGAACUACUCGGUUCCACUGCACAUUUUGCCGUAUUUCGUGAGAAAAGGUGUCAAGAUUUACUGAUGAUUGUAAUGUUUCCGAGGAAAUACAGCAGAGUGAAGCAUA
Aedes albopictus (Asian tiger mosquito) is the source of this 1980-nucleotide messenger RNA. RefSeq names its product myogenesis-regulating glycosidase-like. Gene Ontology annotation, molecular function: hydrolase activity, hydrolyzing O-glycosyl compounds. The coding region runs from base 1 to 1938 and encodes 645 amino acids. The transcript is spliced from 2 exons. NCBI's taxonomy places the organism in Eukaryota, Metazoa, Arthropoda, Insecta, Diptera, Culicidae. The record is from RefSeq and is a predicted model, not a curated record. Gene Ontology annotation, biological process: carbohydrate metabolic process.